AUGUCUAAAAUAAGAAAAAAAUUACUAGAAAAUAAAAAAGAAAUUGGAUUUUGUUCAUGUGUAAUCAAGGUAAAAGAGAAGAAAGAGAUUGAGGAAAAUAAAGACAUUAAUGGUAAUAAAGCCAAAGUAUGGCUAGAACACUUCAAUGAUAUAAUAUCAGAAGAUAUAAAAAAUAUGAUGAAUAAUAAAAAUAGAUUAAAAUUACAUAAAUCCUUAAAUUUAAUAAAUAAUUUACAAUUAUAUAACAACAGAGUGGGUGGUAAAAAUAUUAAUGUCUUGUUGAAUAAUCCUUUCGGUUUCGAUUUGAAUAAAAUUGUUAAUGAAAAAAUUAAAGAAAAAGAAAAUCAAAAUAAUAAUAAUAAUUUUGAUGAUGAUAAGGUAAAUAAUUCUACAGAAUUAUCUAGGAAUAAUACAAAAGUCUCAUAUGAUGAUUAUAUAUGGAAUAAUGAAAUGAAAAGAUAUAUGAGUUUAAAAGAAUCACAGAGUGUUUAUCAAUUUAAUGGAACAAAUAGUAAACGAAAUAAAACAUGUUUUGAUGUGUCCAAUUCGAAUCAUCAUAAUAGAUCAAUGAACGAUAAAAUGAAAAUUUUAAAAUCAGAAAAUUUAUAUAUAAAUAACAAUGAUGAUAAUAAUAGGUAUAACAUUUCUUUAAGGAAUGUAGAUGUGCAUAAUAAUUUGAGUAUAUCAAAGAAAAAAGAGGAAUCAACCAUUUUUAAUAAUAAUAAUAAUAUUGAUGAUGAUGAACAUACAAAAAAAAAAGAAACAUAUUUAAAAAUAUCAAGUAAUAAAAAAAAUAAUAAUAAAAUAACGUACGAUUUCAACCAUAUAAAUCAACGAAAUAACUAUAAUUAUCAUGGCUUAUAUAUAAAUGAAAAAGAAAAAAAAGAUAGACUAAAUAACGAAAUAUUUAACGAAUCAUAUGACAUUAAAUAUAAAACAAUACAACAAAAUUAUAAUAACAUAUUAAUUAUACAAGACAAAAAUAAUAAGAAAGCUAAAAUUGUAGCAAAUAAAAAAGUGGAAGUAGGUCAAAUACUUUUUAUAGAACAUGAAUUAUUAGAAACAGCUAUUUUGUUCGAUGAUUUAUGGGAAACUUUUAAUAUGCUUAAUGAAGAUCAAAAGAAACAAAUUGAUUAUAUUAUUCACUUGAAAUAUUAUAAAAAUGAAUAUGACAAUGUUACUAAUAUUAAUAAUAAUGAACCUGUUAUAAAAGAGGAUGGAUAUUUAAAAGAGAAGAAAAAUAUACCACAUAGAAAUGAUAAUAAUACAAAUAAUGAUCAUCAUAAUAAAAAUAAUAUGACUAACCAAAACGCCAUGGUUUUUAAAGAAUUUACAAAUAGUAAUAAUAAUAAUAAUAAUAAUAAUAUAUAUAAAGAAUCAAUAAACAAUUUUAGAAAUGAUAGAUUUAUUGAUAAAUUGAUACAAUUUGAAAAAUUUACUGACAUUUUAAAAAAUUCAUUUAUUUCUUCAAGUAAUAAAAGUAAAAUAAAACUUUUUAAACAUGCAUCAUUUUUAAAUCAUAGUUGUUUUCCAAAUGCUAGCUAUUGUUUUAUAGACGAUAAAAAUAUAUGCUUAUUAGCUAUGAGAACAAUAAAUAUGUAUGAUGAAAUAACUAUUUCUUUAAUAAAUGAAUUGUAUACAUCUAUUCAAUAUAGAAAUGAAAAAUUAAAUAAAAUAAAGAAUAUUACUUGCUCAUGUAAUAGAUGUUUACAAAUAAUUGAUGAAGAAAGGAAUAUACUUUGUGCAGCCUGUAAAUACUCUUAUGUUAGUAAAAAAAUAAAUCAAAACUAUAUGCCCACAAUUAUGUAUCAACAAAAAAAUUUUAAACAAAAAGAUGACAAAAAUGAAAAUGAUAUGGAAAAUCAAUCACAUAAUAAUAAUUUAUUAAAAUAUAAUACAUUAAAUGGUGAGGAAAAAAAUAGUAUCAAUACAACUAAUUAUAAAAAUAAAGAAAUAUUCGAUGAAAAUAAUUUAUAUAAAUAUAGUAAUACUACAAAUUAUAACGAAACGCACAUAAACGAAUAUGAAUAUAAUAAUAUAAGUAAAAAUAAUUUAGGAAAAAAUAAUAUUGUUUCUGAAAAAAUUCAAGGAAAUAUAACUUACCCUUCUGAUAUAGCAUACACAAAUUUGUUAAACGACAGUGAGGAUUCAAAAAUACACAAUGCUGAUAAUAUAAACAAAUCACAAAAUUUAUUAUUUGGAAUGAAAUAUAAAGAAAUAUCUCAAAAUAAAUUAGAUCAUGAAAAAAGACUUGAUGAAAUAUAUGUUGAACAUCACCUACCGCGUAAUAAUAAAUCCCUUCAUAAUAUUUGUAAUAAUAAUACUUUUUGUUUAGCUAAUGAAAAUGUUUAUGACUUUAAUAAGAGCAAAACUGAGCUUAUUAUUAAGAAUAAUAUAAAAAAAAGAACUAAUAAAAAAGAUAAUAUAGAAGAUCCUAAUAUGUUUAAUUCUGAGAAUGUCCUCUUAUCAUCAACAAGUUUAUACAAUAAUAAAUAUAAUAAUGACAAGAAUAACAGGAAUAAUAAAUAUAAUAAUAUUAAAAAUUAUGGAUGUAAUAAUAAUAACAUGGGUAUAGAACAAACCCGUUGUUUAACAAAUAAUAAUAUAAAUUUAAACGUUUUAUGUAAUUCUCAUUUGCCUUUUAGCAUAAAACUAAAAAAUAAUUUUCUUCAUAUUUUAAAUGUCAAAAAUGCAGAGGACGAAAAAAUAGGUUAUUGCAAAUUUGUUAAUAACGAAGAAUGGAUAUGUGCUAUAUGUAAUAAUAGUAUAUCUAAAUACGUUAUGCCUUUAAAAAGUGAAUAUUAUUUUAUUAUUCAAUAUAAUGCUAUAAAAGAGAAAAUAAAUACUAACAAUUUUGAAUUAUCUAUACUUAUAAGUAAUAUAGAAGAAACCUUAUCAUAUAUAAUAAGCAUAUUAGGUGAGAAACAUUGGCUAUAUGCUUCAUUUAAUUAUAUUAUAGCAGAUAUUUGUUUUUCAUUAUAUACUAUGAAUUCAUUAAAUGAAAAUUAUAUUUCGACCUGCUUCAAUGCAUUCUAUAAUUUUUUCUAUUUUAUUCAAAUUCAAUGUCCCCAGGCCAUUCAUACCGAUUUAGUUCCCUUAGUUUUAAAGUUUUUUAUUAUAUGUAUAUAUACAGGCAAUUAUAAUACGAUCUAUAAUUUAGCUACAUCAGGAUUCUUAGAAUUAAUUAAACAAAAGUAUGGUUCCUGGGAUGUUUCUUAUAUUUGUCUGCAGCGAGCAUUCAAAAUGUGUUAUGAGCACAUGCAUAAUAGAAAAAUUAUGGACAGGACUACAAUAUUGACGUUAGCUGAUAUGGCAAAUAAUAACAUAUUAAAUAUGGUGCACUGA
Plasmodium falciparum 3D7 is the source of this 3345-nucleotide messenger RNA. RefSeq names its product histone-lysine N-methyltransferase SET4 (gene SET4). NCBI's taxonomy places the organism in Eukaryota, Apicomplexa, Aconoidasida, Haemosporida, Plasmodiidae. The transcript has a single exon. The record is from RefSeq and is a predicted model, not a curated record. Bases 1 to 3345 code for a protein of 1114 amino acids. Gene Ontology annotation, biological process: chromatin remodeling.